Messenger RNA from Cuscuta europaea, 3406 nucleotides. NCBI's taxonomy places the organism in Eukaryota, Viridiplantae, Streptophyta, Magnoliopsida, Solanales, Convolvulaceae. The record is from the annotation of a GenBank genome assembly.
GGUUAGUCAUCCGAGCUUAGUAUGAAAUGUGCAAUUUCGACCGCUACUUUCUGGAUGCUGGUAUCCCACUCUUGAUCACCGUUCGAUCCAGUUCCCAUUUUAGCACAAAAUUCCGCCCACUGUCAGCCACGCCAAUCCGAAAUUUAAAUCCGGAUUUCAAGUCCGCGGUCUUAAAACACCAAAAUUACCCGACCCUCCAAAACUUCUCGUUUUCAGAUUGCUAAAUUGUUGACAAAACAAAAAAAAAACGGAAAAUAAAUGAACCGCAAGCGCUGAUUGGACUGUGUGUGUAGCUCUCAUAAUCUCGGGAUUGAGCUUUGAAGCAUCUUUUUUGGUAUCAGGAUUGCUGUGAGUUAUGGGGGAGGGAGAUACUGUUUCAGAAUUGCCCGAGUCAACCGUGAAUGGUAAUGCAGUAUUGGAGGAAAAGUGUGAAGCUUUGGUGGAGAAAAAAGACAUUGAGGCCCUUCAGGACAGUGGGAUCAAGGAGAUGGAUGAAGAUAAAAAGGAUAUUGAUAAGGUUGAUGCAGAUACAAUGGAUGUAGAUGGAGGACCUGUGAAUGAGAAUGAUGAGGUUAAAGAUGUGACUGAAGAAAAAGGAGAAAAGGAAGGAAAGGUAGAUGUUGAAAACUCGGAGGACAAGGUUGAAGCAAUGGUUGUAGAGGAAGCUCAGGAGAAUCCUGACAAGGUUAAAAAAGAGGCUGAUGAGAACAUGAAUAAGGUAGAAAAAGAGGUUGAUGAGAGUAAGGAUGUUGUUGAUGAGAAAAAAGAUAUGGUUGAAAAUGAGGCGGAUGAGAUUAAGGAUAAGGUUGAAAAUGAGGUGGAUGAGAUUAAGGAUGCAGUUGAAAACGAGGCAGAUGAGAAUAAGGACAGGUUUGAAAAAGAGGCUGAUGAGAAUAAGGAUCAAGAGGUGGAUGAGAAUAAGGAUAUGGCUAAAGAAGAUGUGGGUGAGAGUAAGGAUAGGGUUGAAAAGGGGGCUGAUGAGAUUCAGGAUAAGGUUGAGAGGAAGGCUAAUGAAAAUCACGAUGAGGAUGAAACUGAGGAUGAUGAGAAUAAGGAUCAGGUUGAAAAAGAGGCUGAUAAAUUGCAAGUUGAAAAUGACAUGGAGACCAGCGAAGGGCCAGAAUCUAAGGAGAGUGCUGAGUUGGACCAUAACUCUGCGGAGAAAGAAAAAAAGAAGAAAAAGGCGACUGAAGAUAAGAAAGAGAUUGACCAAAAAACUCCCACAGCACCUACAGUUGAACGUCCUGUUCGUGAAAGAAAAUCUGUUGAAAGGCUUGUUGCAUCCAUUGAGAAAGAUUCUAUCAAGGAAUUUCGUAUAGAGAAGGGUCGUGGAACUGUGCUCAAGGACAUUCCAAAUGUGGCAUAUAAAUUAUCCAGAAAGAAGACGGAUGACAUUUUCAAACUUCUACAUACAAUUCUCUUUGGAAGGAGAGGAAAGGCCGCUCAAUUUAAGAAUCAUUUGUCGCGGUUUUCUGGUUUUGUGUGGAGCGAAAAUGUGGAAAAGCAAAGGCUGAAAGUUAAAGAAAAAUUUGACAAGUUUGUGAAAGAAAAAUUGUUGGAAUUCUGUGAUGUGCUUGACCUACCUGUUGCUAAAACCACAUCAAAGAAGGAAGAUAUAGUCUGGAAGUUGGUGGAAUUUUUGGAGGCUCCUCAUGCUACAACAUCUGAGCUCCUUGCUGAAAAAGAGCAGCAGCCAAUUAAGGGAAAGCGUAAGAGGGCAAGCAGUAAAAGUGGAUCAUCAGCUUCUGGGAGUUCAAAAGGCGCAGCUAAGAGUUUAAAGUCUGAGAGUGCACCUGAAAAGGGUGAGAAGAAAGAUGAUUCACAUGAAUCAGAAGAUGAUUCGGAGGAUGAACCAGAAGAACACGAAGAAAAGGCUAAUGGCUUUUCAGACAAAUCAGAUGAUGAGAUGUCAGACCAUGCUGGCAGUGAUAAGAAAGAUGAAUCUGAAGAUGAGCCUGAGGAGGUCAAGAAAAAGCGACCAAGGUCAAAGAAGUCAACAUCAAAGGAAUCUGAAGACGAGUCUGCUGAAGAGGAUAAGAAAAAGCAUCCGAGAUCAAAGAAGUUAGCACCAAAGGAAGCUAAAGAUGAGCCAGCCAUGCUUAAGAAAAAGCAACCAAAGUCUAAGAAAUCAACACCAAAGGAACCUGAAGACGAGUCUGGGGAGGAUAAGAGUAAACAACCAAAGUCAAAGAAGUCAGCAUCAAAAGAAUCUGAGGAUGAGUCUGAUUUGGAUAAGAAAAAGCAACUGAAGUUGAAGAAGUCAGCCCCAAAGGAAUCUGGAGAUAGGUCUGGGGAGGAUAAGAAAAAACAAGCAAAGUCAAAAAAGUUAGCAUCAAAGAAUUCCGAAGAUGAGCUAGAGGAUAAGAAAGACCAUGAACGCAAGUCAAAGAACCUGCAACCGAAGGAAUCUGAUGAUGAAUCUGAUGAGGAUAAGCCUAAGAAAAAGCUCACUUCUAAGAAAUCGUCAUCAAAGAAGGAAUCUGCUGGGAAGUCCAUGACCAAGGAUAUUGCAACCCCCAAAAAACCUAGCCCACCCAAAAAGACCCCCUCCAAAACAUCAAGUCAACCUAAAGCUGAUGAUAAUGACGGAAGCACAAAAACAUCCUCAAAGAAGAAAAAAAUCGAGGCAAAAGAGAAGCCCCCAACUCCAAAGAAGCUGGCUUCUAAAGAAAAUAAAGGGAAAAAGGUUGUGAAAGUGAAGGCUCAACCAAAAGAAGAUAAGUUAAAGCCAUCUGAUGAUGAUCUAAGACAAUCAAUUUGUGAAAUCCUUAAAGAAGUUGACUUCAACACGGCCACCUUCACCGACAUUCUAAAGUUACUUGCCAAGCGGUUUAACACAGAUUUCACAUCAAGAAAGGCAUCUAUAAAACUUAUGAUCCAGGAUGAGCUCACUAAACUUGCAGAUGAAGGAGAUGAUGAGGAAGAGGAAGAGGAAGCUGGUGGUACAAAGGAUGAAAUGCAGCCUUCAGUCAAGGUGUGAAGACCUGAAAACAUAGUGAGUUGCUAAUGUCCCCCAGCCACCCUUAUUCUCUUGUGUAAUGUUUUGCUUCUUCAAUUAGCCAAUUGUAUCUCUUAACCUGUGUUCCAGCCGAUUGUAAACUUGGGUUGUUUAGGAUUCCAGAGGUAGAAGAAGUGCCUUGAGCUCUAUACAGCAAGGGGUUCAGCUUCUGUAGCGUUAGAAAUCUGUAGGAUUACUUUGUUUUAGUUUUUAUUAUUAGCUGUGAGCAUUUACGUAUUAUAAAGUCAAAUUGCAUCCCAACAUUUAUUACAGUUCUCAGGCCACACUGAAAGCUUUUGUAUUUUGCAAAUGCUGUAAUAAUCAUGAUACCCUUCUUUUUUAGAUUAUCUUGCCUUCGUGUUGACAGAAAAUUUUUGGGUUAUGUUUUAUACUCCAUGAUUUCAUGCA